This is a messenger RNA of Porites evermanni, 474 nucleotides long. Lineage: Eukaryota; Metazoa; Cnidaria; Anthozoa; Scleractinia; Poritidae. The record is from the annotation of a GenBank genome assembly.
AUGCCAUUCAAUAAACCCUGGAAUAAGAUGAUCAUGAUUGGCAAUGAGACUGACCUCCAUUAUAAAGUAGUGGACCCCAUAAGAAGAUAUUAUCCAGAUUCCAUAUUAGUGGCCGGUCUGGGUGAAAAUCAGGAUACUGAGGAUAAGAGACUGAAUUCGUAUAACAAAGGAUAUAUGGGAGGACAGCCUGAUCUAAUGGUACUCGAUUAUCACAAAGAUUAUAAAGGCCUCUGUAUUGAAAUCAAAUCACCAACUAAUAAUUAUCAUAUUUCAGAAGCACAAAAGGAGAUGAAGAAAAAAUACGUUAAUAAUGGCUAUGCAUUUAUACUCAGUAAUGAUUAUGAUAAGAUUAGCAAAAAUAUCCAUGAUUAUAUGAAAGGCAUCAGAGUGCCGUGUAAAUAUUGCAUCAAACACUUUUAUAAUAACGACACACUAGAAAUGCAUUAUAAAGUUGUCCACCGAAUUGAAAAAUAA